This is a messenger RNA of Neoarius graeffei (lesser salmon catfish), 647 nucleotides long. It is a transcript of the gene ly86, whose product is annotated as lymphocyte antigen 86. The coding region runs from base 23 to 541 and encodes 172 amino acids. Gene Ontology annotation, biological process: positive regulation of lipopolysaccharide-mediated signaling pathway; innate immune response. The record is from RefSeq and is a predicted model, not a curated record. Lineage: Eukaryota; Metazoa; Chordata; Actinopteri; Siluriformes; Ariidae. The transcript has 6 exons.
GAAGUCAGGAAAGCUCUAUGUGAUGAACCGAUUUACCAGCACUGUAAAAAGUGUAUAUUUUAUUAUGAAGUUAUACAUCAUUGUAGUGAUCCUGAGCAUGUUACAUCUACCUUCAGUGGACACACAGGAAGACUACUGGCCUGUUCACACUGCGUGCAAAUCAGAAAAGAUCCAAGUGAUAUACAGGAGCUGUGACCCCAUACAGGAUGUAGGCUUCACACUGAGCUCCUGCUCAGACCUACAGACACAGCUAUAUGUCAAAAUAUCCAUUCUCCUGAGGCAAUCCAUUGAUGAACUUUAUCUAACUGUGGAUUUGGUUCGCAAAGGAGUUAUCAUAACCCGUCAUGAUGAGCCCAUCUGCUUACCCAAUUUCCCUCGUUUCACCUUCUGUGGCAACAGGAGAGGCGAAAUGGUGACAAUCCAGACGCUUUUGAAAGAGACGAAGCUUCCACUAAAGGGCCACUACAACAUUAAUGUACACGUCAUAAACCAAAAUGGUUUCCAAAUUGCUUGUGUGAAUGCCACCGCUAUAUUUCAGUGACACCAGAAAAAGAAUGAACAGGGUCACACUGGGUCCGAAGCCUAUCCAGGCAACACAGACAGGAUGGGAUGCCAGUUCAUCACCGAGGAUCUCUCUCUCUCUCUCU